Gadus macrocephalus (Pacific cod) is the source of this 452-nucleotide messenger RNA. RefSeq names its product hemorrhagic metalloproteinase-disintegrin-like kaouthiagin. NCBI's taxonomy places the organism in Eukaryota, Metazoa, Chordata, Actinopteri, Gadiformes, Gadidae. Gene Ontology annotation, biological process: positive regulation of membrane protein ectodomain proteolysis; positive regulation of cellular extravasation; inflammatory response. The record is from RefSeq and is a predicted model, not a curated record. Bases 27 to 398 code for a protein of 123 amino acids. The transcript has 3 exons. Gene Ontology annotation, molecular function: cell adhesion molecule binding; metalloendopeptidase activity.
UGUAUCGUAGCCUGGGUAUCCGUGUGAUGCUGGUGGGUCUGGAGAUCUGGACCUACGGAGACCAGAUAGAGGUCAGCCCCGAUCCAGACGCCACACUGGAACGCUUCAGGAACUGGCGCCAGCAGACACUGUUACCGAGGACCAAGCAUGACAACGCUCAGUUCAUCACGAAGGUGGAUUUCAUCGGCAAUACCGUAGGCCUGGCGUACACCGGUGUAUUAUGUACCAGCAACUCCGUGGCCGUCAACGAGGAUCAUAACGAUAACGCCAUCGGGGUGGCGACCACCCUCGCCCACGAGAUGGGGCACAACCUGGGCCUGUCUCAUGAUGCUCCAGGCUGCGUCUGCCGGUCCUCCCAGCCCCAGAGCGGCUGCAUCAAGGCCCCGUCACACGGGUAGGGAGAUCACCUGCCUCCUCAGAGCCCUCAGCACCACACGCGACGCCACAAUAAG